Messenger RNA from Cannabis sativa, 763 nucleotides. RefSeq names its product signal peptidase complex-like protein DTM1. The transcript has 2 exons. Gene Ontology annotation, biological process: anther wall tapetum development. The record is from RefSeq and is a predicted model, not a curated record. NCBI's taxonomy places the organism in Eukaryota, Viridiplantae, Streptophyta, Magnoliopsida, Rosales, Cannabaceae. Gene Ontology annotation, cellular component: endoplasmic reticulum membrane; signal peptidase complex. The coding region runs from base 281 to 613 and encodes 110 amino acids.
AUACAGUUGGGAGUGUUGAUAGCUGAGGGUCCAUAACUCCCCUUCUAUGGGAUGGGAGUGGGACCCACCACCUAUAAUAAUAUGGAAGCUAUUUUCUUUCUAGUUGUAGUGGUUGGCUUGGCUAAGAAAAUGAGCAUAAUAUUUUUAGCAAGAAAUAUAGGUUAUGAGUUUUGAGUUUGAGUUUAAGUUUAAGGGGGUCCAAAAGAAAAUCAGCAAAGCAAAUUAGGCAACAAAACAAAACAAGAGAAUAAGUGUGUCUCCCUCUCUAUCUCUUAUUACUAUGGCUAACGACACAGGUUUGCGGUCAGGCUUGAUUUGGUUGGCUGCGGUGGUGGCUGUGGUUGGGGUAUGCACGUUGUCGUUUAAGAAAAUAGUGGGAACAUACUUGGUGGGAGUAGUGGGCCUUGCCGGGGUGUUUUGCCCAGACUGGGCUUAUUUCGACCGUGACUUCUCUCGCUGGAUCCACCCAGUUACCGCUGAUGAAAGGGCCUCUCAUGCUGCUUCUCACAGAUCUGGACUACCAAGAGUUAGGAUGUACCCAAUGAGAGUGAUCGGCUAUUCAAUAAUUUAUGGGCUUGGGCUGUACAAGUGGUGGAUGUUCGUCUCAAGCUAGUUUAGUUAAUUAAUCAUUUAAUCCACUUUGAUUACUUAUCUUUUUUUAGAGAUAAAACUUUUGUUUGAGGGCUACCGACUACUUCUUUCCUUUAAUUUGUAAUAUAAAUGUACCAAAAAUUUCAAAGUAAUUAUUUUUUUUUUUAGAUAA